AUGUGGUUAUCGGAAUCGCAAAAGUUUGGUGUAGCAUUCACCUUUGGUGGGGUUUUAUUCUUCAUAUUUGGUAUAUUUACUUUUUUUGACAGGGCUUUGUUGGCAUUGGGUAACAUAUUAUUUUUAAUUGGUGUUGUAUUGAUCAUUGGUUCUCAAAAGACUUUGAUCUUUUUCUCUAGACCAACAAAGAGACGGGGUUCCAUCCUAUUUUUACUAGGAAUAUUUUUGAUUUUGAUAAAAUGGACCUUCAUUGGCUUUUUGGUAGAAUCCCUUGGUAUAGUUGGACUUUUCGGUGACUUUUUUGGUAUAAUAGUGCAAUUCUUAAGAUCACUACCGAUAAUAGGUCCAAUACUCUCUCACCCAGCAGUUGCUCCAAUUGUUGACAAAAUUGCUGGUGUCAGAGUCUUGCCAGUGUAA
This is a messenger RNA of Nakaseomyces glabratus, 417 nucleotides long. RefSeq names its product Got1p (gene GOT1). Gene Ontology annotation, cellular component: Golgi cis cisterna; Golgi membrane; COPII-coated ER to Golgi transport vesicle. Gene Ontology annotation, biological process: endoplasmic reticulum to Golgi vesicle-mediated transport; retrograde transport, endosome to Golgi. The record is from RefSeq and is a predicted model, not a curated record. Lineage: Eukaryota; Fungi; Ascomycota; Saccharomycetes; Saccharomycetales; Saccharomycetaceae.